This is a messenger RNA of Chrysemys picta bellii (western painted turtle), 4078 nucleotides long. Lineage: Eukaryota; Metazoa; Chordata; Testudines; Emydidae. The record is from RefSeq and is a predicted model, not a curated record.
AUGAAUCUGAAAAAAUCAUUAUCUAAGAAAAGUAUCCCUCUUAGUGACUUUGAAAUCUGGAUUGCUGCUCUGCUUGCAAUUUUUGUAUGUGUUUGUGCUGGAUUAAUUACACUUUCAUGGCUACUAAUCAAGGAAUCGCAACAAGGCAGCUUAUACGGAAACAGUCAUGCAUCCACAGGAACAUUUAAAAUACUGUCAGGAGCAUCAUUCAGCCCUGGUUUACAAGACAACUCAUCAGCUGACUUCAAGGCUCUUGCCUUUGAUGUUCAACAAUUGAUAAAUGAAAUCUAUCAAGCAAGUCAGCUGAAGAAUGAAUAUAAGAACUCUGAAGUUUUGCAGUUCAAAAAUGGCAGCAUUAUCGUAAUAUUCAACCUAUACUUUGCACAGUGGAUAUCUAAUGAGAAAGCAAAGAAUGAACUGGUUUUAGGUAUUGAAGCAAAUAAAACUAGCCUUUUGCAGACUAUUAACAUUGAUGUGAACAGCAUAGAAAUCACAGAACCACUCACUACAAGCAAAAAAUUAUGAACUAAGGGCAAUAUAUCUACUUUGAAGUGUUUGCCUCCUGAGGAACCUUGUGCUGAUGCCAUAAACUGCAUAAGUAAAGACUUAUUUUGUGAUGGAGUAUCAAACUGCCCAGAUGGUUCAGAUGAAUCUGAAGAAAUAUGUGCUACAACUUGUGAUGGAAAAUUUAUGUUGACUGGCUCCUCUGGAUCUUUCCACUCUAUUAAUUAUCCAAAGCCUUAUAAUUCAAAUAUUGUUUGCCAAUGGAUUAUACGUACAAAUCAAGGAUUAUCCAUUAAACUAAACUUCACUUCCUUUGAUACCCAACAAUAUGUGGACACUUUAAAUAUUUAUGAAGGUACAGGACCAAGCAAGAUUUUAAGAGCUUCGCUCUGGGGGACUAAUCCUGGAACAGUUUACAUUUUUUCUGAUGAGGCUACAGCGGAGUUUAUUACAGAUUAUUCUGAAAAUUAUAAUGGAUUCAAAGCAACAUAUACCACAUUUCGUACCAGUGAGCUAAGCAAUAAUGAAAAAAUUAACUGCAAUUUUGAAGAUGGCUUUUGUUACUGGAAUCAAGAUUUAGAAGAUGAUGGUGAAUGGGAGAGAAUUAAUGGGCCCACCUUUCCAUUUAUGUCUGGCCCUGAUUAUGAUCAUACAUAUGGCAACUUGUCAGGAUUUUAUAUUUCAACACCCAUAGGACUUGCAGCGAGACAGCAGAGAGUUCGGCUUUUUAGCUUGCCUUUAGUUCCGGCUUCAGAUCAAUUCUGUCUAAGUUUUUGGUAUCAUAUGUAUGGUACUAACGUUUAUCGUUUAAGUAUUAACAUUGUGAAUAGCAAUAACAUGGAAAAGACAGUUUUCCAGAAAGAAGGAAAUUAUGGAAACAACUGGAAUUAUGGACAAGUAACAUUAAAUGAAACAUCUGACUUUAAGGUUAUUUUUGAUGCCUUUAAAAAACCAGGUCUAAGUGAUAUUGCCCUGGAUGACUUUGGACUGAUAAGUGGACAGUGUAAGGAAAGUAUUUAUCCAGAACCAACUUUGGUUCCAACAAGCACUACUCCACCUUCACUUCCCACUGACUGCGGGGGACCAUUUGAACUCUGGGAACCAAAUACUACAUUCAGCUCUAAAAAUUUCCCGAACAACUACCCCCACCAAGCCUCCUGUGUGUGGUAUUUAAAUGCUGGAAAAGGGAAAAACAUUCAGCUUCAUUUUCCAUAUUUUGAGCUGGAAAAUAUCUAUGAUGUAGUUGAAAUCAGAGAUGGAAGAGGAGCAGAUUCCUUGUUUUUAGCUGUCUAUACAGGACGAAACCCUGUUCCAGAUGUCUUCUCUACCACUAACCAGAUGACAGUGCUCUUCAUUACUGACAAAUCUGGAACUCAGAAAGGAUUUCUUGCAAAUUUCACUACUGGUUAUAAUCUUGGCAUGCCUGAACCCUGUGGACCCAAUGCUUAUCAGUGUGGAAGUGGGGAAUGUAUACCCCUUGCUAACCUUUGUGACAAACAGUGGCAGUGUAAAGAUGGCUCUGAUGAAGCAGAGUGUGUGCGUCUGUUUAAUGGUUCUCUAAGCAUCAAUGGAUUGCUACAGUUCAGGAUUGAGAAUAAUUGGUAUAUAGCAUGUGCAGAUUACUGGAGUGAGCAGAUUUCAAAUGAAGUUUGUCAACUGCUAGGACUAGGAAAUAUGAAUACAUCAUCAGCGAUGUUAUCCACUGGAAAUGGGCCAUUUGUAAAAGUCACCAAAGCAGCUAACCAGAGCCUAAUACUUACACCAAGCAAACAGUGUCUCAGUAAUCUGGUGAUUCAUCUGCAAUGCAACAAUAAACCUUGUGGAAAACGACUCAUAACUCAGGAGAUCGGUGCAAAGAUUGUAGGUGGAAGUGAUGCCAAAGAAGGAGCUUGGCCUUGGGUAGUCUUGCUGCUUUUUAAUGAAAAACCUACAUGUGGAGCUUCCCUCAUCAGUGCUGAAUGGCUGGUCUCAGCAGCGCACUGUGUAUAUGGGAGGAAUUUAAUACCGUCUCAGUGGAAAGCAGUUCUGGGCUUGCAUACCACUUUGAAUCUGACAUAUCCUCAAACAGUAAUUGAAGAGAUCGAUCAAAUUGUCAUAAAUCCUCAUUAUAACAAGCGCACAAAAAAUAAUGACAUUGCUAUGAUGCAUCUUCAAUUCAAAGUGAAUUAUACAGAUUACAUACAGCCUAUUUGCUUACCAGAAGCAAGUCAACAGUUUUUGCCAGGAAUGAAUUGCUCCAUUGCUGGCUGGGGUAGAACUACAAAUCAAGGUUCCACUGCAAACAUAUUGCAAGAAGCAGAGAUCCCUCUUAUUACAAAUGAGAAAUGCCAACAAAAAUUGCCAGAAUAUAAUAUUACAGAGAAUAUGAUGUGUGCAGGCUAUGAUGAAGGAGGAGUAGAUUCUUGUCAGGGAGAUUCAGGAGGGUCCCUGAUGAGUCAAGACAAUAACAGGUGGCUUUUGGCAGGUGUGACAUCCUUUGGCUAUCAAUGUGCAUUGCCCCAGCGUCCUGGAGUGUAUGUUCGAAUCACACAAUUUGUGGACUGGAUAAAACAAUUCAUACGUUAGCUUGACUUCAAAAACCAAAAUAGAAUGUAAAAACAAAUAUUAAGCAAGAUUAUAAUAUACCACAUAGCUUUCAGAACUAAUGAUGAGAGAAACUGAAUAAAAUCCUGUCAUUCAAAGUGAGAUUUAGACAUAAACAAACUUUUGGGAGGAAACCAUUAAAUAUUAAGAAAACUCUGUCAUGUCAGAAAGCAAUAUUUCAAAACAGCAGCUGUCUCUUUUGCCACUGGUUCUUACUACUUUACAUUGACAGCUAUAUGAGAUAUGGUUUUACUAUUUGUCCACCUUACAGACAUAUUAUUUAAAAAAUGCCAAUGCCCAGUACAUUAUGGAAACCUGCACAAAGAUUUAGAAGGAGUAAAAUCUGUGAUUUGCAAAGGAUACGCUCUUUAUUGAGUAACAACUAUAUAAAUUAUUAAUCCCAGUUUUUCAGGGUUUUUAUGCUUUCCUUCCCAAUGUCCAUUCCCAUUUCAAUGAACAGGGAAUUUUGUUUAAUAAUCUCCAUACAUCAAAAUGGGGCUGUACCCUAACUGUUUAUGAGAUCAUGAGAGCUCCUUUGUUUCUAUUACAAACAGUUUUGGAAUAAAUUUUAUACAUGGAGAUGGCGUGCAAAUCAAUCUGGCUGCUUUAUAAUGGGAUAAACUAACCUGAGGCCAAUUUUUUUCCCUGGUGUCACUGUUUUGGAAUUAAUUAAGUUACACCAGGGAUGAACACAGUACCUUUUUUUAUUAUUAUUUCUGGCAAACAUCCUGGAAAUUACUGCUAAGCUAUCUAAUUAUAGAUAGACGCUUGUGCACACAAAAACCAAACUCUUCUGUUAUAAACUGUAAUGCUCUUAAAAGCAUCUAACAAUAAGCAUCCUCAGCCAAUUUUGCAAGGAAAAUAAACAUGCCACUCUAGUUGCUGCUUGGUAUAUUAUGUGUUUAUUUUCAGUCAUCAGUACAAAGGACUUUAAAAGAAUGUUUUGGAUUGUUUUGUUUUGGAUUGUUUUGUUUUAACAAUUAGGGUGAAU